UGUGCGGAAUCGUCUGACAUUUUGGGAAGGCAACUGUACGACUGAGUGUGUACUCCGUUGUGUUUUGUAUUUUGCGACUGUGCCUACCAUCAUUGUGGUGAUCCGAGUUAAUGAUUGAUGUGAUUUACAAGGGUGGACAAAAUGUAGAGUGGCGACUUCUUUGAGUCUUUGAGAAGGAUCGUCUAGGGAAAGAGGAACGAUAUCACACGAAAUCGGUGUGGAAACUUUUCUUGCAACGCGUAUCGAUCUCUCUCCACGGGCAAUGCAUCUUCUUAGCCUAUCGUGCUAUGUUUGUAAACUAUUGACCUUGCCUGUAAAAGAUCGGUGAAAAAUCCUCAGUCGCAGAGAAAUCACGAUCGACAAUGGAAUUCAUCGGCGACUACGAGUACAACUCAAAAGAUCUGAUAGGCCACGGCGCAUUCGCCGUGGUCUUCAGAGGUAGACAUCGUAAAAAACCAAAUUUUGUAGUGGCAAUUAAAAGUAUCACCAAAAAAAGUUUGGCAAAAUCACAGAAUCUACUUGGGAAAGAGAUCAAAAUUUUGAAGGAACUAACAGAAUUACAUCAUGAAAAUGUUGUCGCUUUAUUGGAUUGCAAGGAGUCUAAUCAUAAUGUCUUCCUGGUUAUGGAGUAUUGUAAUGGUGGGGAUUUAGCUGAUUAUCUAAGUGCAAAAGGAACUCUUUCUGAAGAUACUAUCAGAGUAUUUUUAAAGCAACUAGCAGGUGCAAUGAAAGCACUACAUGCCAAAGGUGUAGUCCAUAGAGAUCUUAAACCGCAAAAUAUUUUACUCAGUCAUAAUUGUGGCAAGGCUUGUCCACAGCCACACCAGAUAACAUUAAAGAUUGCGGAUUUUGGGUUUGCUAGAUUCUUACAAGAUGGUGUAAUGGCAGCAACAUUAUGCGGUUCACCAAUGUAUAUGGCACCAGAAGUUAUAAUGUCACUUCAAUAUGAUGCAAAAGCAGAUCUCUGGUCUUUAGGAACGAUAGUUUUUCAAUGUCUUACUGGAAAAGCUCCAUUUCAAGCUCAUACACCUCAAGCUUUGAAAUUAUUUUAUGAGAAAAAUGCAAAUCUUGGACCUAAAAUUCCACCUGGAACUUCACCUGAAUUAUCAGAUCUUUUAAUGGGCUUGUUAAGACGUAAUGCUAGAGAUCGUAUGCCAUUCGAUGAAUUCUUUGGGCAUCCUUUCCUUCAAGGUUCCAGGGAAAGCCCAAGUCCUGUUCCUGCUGAACUUCCUGCUUCUCCAGGAACACUAGCGAUUCAAGUGGGUACAGCUGUUACAAGAUUAGAACCAGAAACUACUAGUCCGUGUUCCAGUCCUGAAGAUGACUUUGUACUUGUGCCAAGUGAUCUCAGCAGUGACACAGACAAUAAUACUAAUACGCAAAUAAAGUAUGUCAAACAAACUAGUAGAGAAGCAGUGAGUCCACCACGACCAUGCUUCCUUCCCAUUUCGGAACCAAUUCCUGUUCCGUCUCAAAGAAGUAUUGCACAACCAUCAUCUCCUUCUACUAAUGUAAGAUCAGGAAGUAGUGUUGUUCCUCGCUCUCAACCUAUAAGUAUGAAACGCAGUGUGGAUACGCAUAGGAGUCAUGCUCCUGACAUUGGCUCUCUUAGUCCACCUAGUGUUCAAUUUGUUAUUGGUACACCACCCAGUAGGAGAUUAAGUGAAACACCUCCACCGCCAAAUACAUGGCAAGUUAGUCCUGUUGCAAGGCAUUCACAUACUUCCAGUGGGACGUCUCCAUUACGGCGUUCGACUGGGAAUAAUAGUGCAUCUUCGCCAUUACUAACAGGGCCAUUAGCAGUCUUAGGUUCUCCUACAUCGAGAGCAUUUCAGGAUAAUAACAACACACUGAGACAUUCACCAGUUAUUCCUUUUGGUACAAGAGCUGUUACUCUUCCUGAAAUAUCUGAAGCGGGUAGUUUCCAGAAUCUUUUACCAGAAGUAAAUCCUACGAUAGAUGAUCAGCCAUUGACGUUCUUCGCACCUGAACUUCCAGAGGAGACGCUUUUGGAACGAGAACACAACGAAAUAUUAGCAAAGUUAAACUUUGUUGUUGCAUUAUGCGAAUGUGUGUGUGAAGUAGCAAGAACAAAAGCAGGACCUUUAGGUGCGCCUUUAGGUGGUAUUGAACAAGCAAGCACUGCUGCAACGAGGAGAAGAGCAGAACAAGUAAUUUUACUUGUCAGAGCUCUUCAAUGGCUCAGUUCUGGAUUAAGUCUUGCAACUCAACAAUUGAAGGCUGGUCGGUUGCAGCCAACUGCCACCGUUAAAGAUGUUGUAAACACAAUGAACGAAAAAUUUAGAACAUGUCUUGCUGAAUGUAAACAGCUCAAUAGUGCUGGGCUUCUUCAUCAGACUGGAGCUACUGCAGAUAAAAUUCUGUAUAAUCAUGCCAUUCAAAUGUGCCAAUCAGCAGCACUUGAUGAAUUGUUUGGUAAUCCUGCAGAAUGUUUCCAGCGGUAUCAUACAGCACAGAUAUUGCUCCAUUCUUUGUCACAACAUGUCAGCCACAGUCAAGAUAGAGCCCUCCUUAUUAAAUAUAAAGAUGCUGUUGAAAAACGCUUGUACGUACUUCAACAACAAGGUUACAUUUACGCAACUGACCCUACAUAGCGCUUGUGAAAAAUGGCAGCAGAGUACAGUGACCCGCCCAAAUCUGUACCGUGCUCGAUAUCUCUUUUCUGUAAGAUAUUCUGCCCUAUUCUGUAUAAAACCUGUUAAUUCAUUGAUCAUAAUGAUCUUGCUACAAAGAUGACAUUGUAGAAAAUUUAAGAUGACAUAUAUAAUACAGUUUGUUAGAUCUUAUACAGAAUAGGAUAGAUUACUCUGCGGAAGAAUACGAAAGUGAUUCUGUACAAGUUUCUUUAUAUGAUUUAUUAAUGAUGCGAAUAAUGAAUUAUAAUUAUAUAUAUAAUAUAGAUAUUAUAUUAUAUAUAUAUAUUGUAAUGUACGUAUGGUUGAUUAACUUUAUGACUAACCUUUAUUUCAUAUCAAACAAUAAACAUGUGUAUACUAAUAGCAUUGUGCGUUCAAUGCAAGGCACAUUUCUUAUUAAAUGGUAAUGAUAUAAUAACUGUAAAAAAAAUAGAGUAAAACAUUGUUUUCAUUAGGUGAUUUACAUUAAUGUUGUUUGCUACAAAAGAAUCAUCAAGUACAUUAUUUUUUCUUUUCAUCUGCAGCUGGUUCGAUGCUUGGUUUGUUAUUCUUAUAAAUUGUAUAGUUCAAUGCUGUAGCAAGAGUAGUCCAUGCUAAAUAUGGAAUAAUCAAAUAACCAGCAAGUGGAUUCACAUGAUAGAAAGACACACCCAUUGCUACAGUGCUUCCCCACAAUAAAACAAUUUCAUAUAAAGCCUAAAAAGCCAUGAAAGAAGAUAAUUAGAAAAGUAAUUAAAACCUAUGAUAUGUUUAUUUCUAUCAAAAUACCCAUUUUAUCUCGUGUAAUCCAAAGAAUAAUGGUGUCCAAGACCAAUUUAAUAUUAAAUUAGUUCCAUAAAUAGAAA
Frieseomelitta varia is the source of this 3502-nucleotide messenger RNA. It is a transcript of the gene Atg1, whose product is annotated as serine/threonine-protein kinase unc-51. The transcript has 13 exons. Gene Ontology annotation, molecular function: protein serine/threonine kinase activity; ATP binding. Gene Ontology annotation, cellular component: cytoplasm; autophagosome. Bases 363 to 2615 code for a protein of 750 amino acids. Gene Ontology annotation, biological process: peptidyl-serine phosphorylation; axon extension; autophagy. The record is from RefSeq and is a predicted model, not a curated record. Lineage: Eukaryota; Metazoa; Arthropoda; Insecta; Hymenoptera; Apidae.